This is a messenger RNA of Linum trigynum, 2465 nucleotides long. The record is from the annotation of a GenBank genome assembly. NCBI's taxonomy places the organism in Eukaryota, Viridiplantae, Streptophyta, Magnoliopsida, Malpighiales, Linaceae.
CUCCAUUCUCCAACGUUCUUCAAUCUCACAAUAUGAACCCAAGAUGAAUGAUUCCAACAGAUACUUUACUUCAAACGCAAUCCAAUCCUUUUCUCCAGUUUUUCUCCCAACUUUUUGGACGGCUAAAUUUGUCUCCCACUUUACUUUCUCCCACCCAAUUGCCUUUAAGAUUCCUUCAUUACCUCCCAUCUUUACCAUCAUCCCCCCCUUAUAAGAAAACCCAUUUGCCCCCUGACCCCAAAUUCCCCACUCAGAUCAUUCCAUCUCAAGUUGGAUUUCUUCCCCUCUUCGAGAGAGGGCAAAAGAAAAACCAACCAACCGAUCAAACCACAUUACAUUGUCGUCUCCCAAAACAGAGCGCUAUCAUAGCACCAAUGGCAAGUUCCAGUUCUCACUAUGCAACCCAAAACUCUUCAUCCCAAAGAGGGCUCGCCAUGGUGCUAGCUCUAACAUCCGCCAUCGUGCUUUCACCGUUGUAUGCCAGCAGAAAGAGUGACCAUUCGUCGUCGUCGCGAUUCUACCCCCAUUACGAGCCCGGUUGGAGCUCUGGUUUGGUCCUUCCGAUGCUCCUGGCAGGGUUGAUCAUUGCAAUCAAGACGACAUCAUCGAGCAAUGGAGGCGGGAGGUCAUUUGCGCCGUCGCCGGACCCUUCUUGGGUGCUUAGGAUUGGGAGGUCGUCGUGGGGGCUUGCCGGGAUAUUGGUCAUGCUCGUGCUUGUGUUGUCAUGGCAAGAAUCUGCUCAACAUUUCUUCUGGAGAUAGAGCAAUGAUGGAAAUGUAAGUAAUGUAGCACCUAUGUAUAUGUACUAUAUGUUUUGGACCCUAUUAAUUAGUUUAUUUUCCUAAUGUCAUAGGCUAUGGGUUAAUAGCAUUUUAUGCCCUUGUACUAUUGUGUUUUAACGAAUGUGCCAUUAUACUAUGAUUUUGCCCAAACAUGCCCCUGUACUAUUACAACAUAGCAAAAAUGUCCUUCUGUCAAAAUAUUUGUUAUCUCUCCGUUAACUGGUACCGGAAAUUACCCAAACACCCCCAAUUCAUCGUCUCUCUCUACUGCAUCCCUAAACGAGUUCUCUUCCAACCAUGGUCCAAAAAUACCUUCGAGUCUUCUUCUCAAGAGAAUCUGCCAUCCAGCUGACAGUCGGAGCUCCCUUCCGGCGACCGUCGAGGGCUCCUUCUCCUCCGUCGGACCUAUUUCUCGGGCAAUAUUCUCCAUCCACCGGACCAGUUCCUCCCUCCGUCGAUACAACUUCUCCCUCCGCAGGACCUACCGCUCCCUCCACCUGAACAGAGACCCAACUGCUUCCUCCUCCCAAACGCUCCUCCGAUGAUCUGUCCUCGAUUUCAUAACCAACAAUAUUCGAGAAAACCAAAGAUGUGCUUCUUAGUUCUUUCUCACCUAUUUUCGCUCUCUUCUGUACAUUCCGAAAUUUGUGGAACCCUAAAUUAUGUCUGUUUUGAUUGUUGGGGUUUUGUUCUGAUGUUGGGUUUCGCUUGGAAACAACCAAUAUAUCAUUCCUCUUUUUGUCCUAUUCGUAUAAAUUAGGGUUUAAAAAUAGAAUGUUUGCAGUCGUGCCUCAGAGGCUGUUGGUGUAGUUAACAUCGACGGGCUGAGGUGCCGUUUUCGCCCAUGCUUAUGUUGCCGACAAUGUCACUCGAGGAAAAGACUGUGGACGCAGGAGAAGAUGCUGUCGGCCGGCAACGGAGCUAGACGAGAAGAUGGGGGAUGAGAUGAUGAACGAGUUGGUGUAUGCCGGCAGAGUUGGAUCACGCCGGUGGUGAAAACGGCACCGGCCUAGUUGCUGUGGUCGAAGGCCGAUGAUUGCAUGCUGAACGGUGAGAGGAGAAAGCGGCGAGUCGCGUAUUACGGGCUCCUUUUUUGCCUUUUUUUAAUUAGGUUGUAAUCCCUUCAAAAUUAAAGUGAAAUUUUAAUAUUAGUCACAAGGUUAUUUUGGUCAUUUCCUGUCUCCGUUAACGGAGAGAAAACGAAUUUUUCGAUAGAAGGGCAUUUUUGUUACGUUGUAAUAAUACAGGGGCACGUUUGUGCAAAAUCGUAGUACAGGGGCACGUUUGUUAAAACACAAUAGUACAAGGGCAUAAAAUGCUAUUAACCCUUUUCUUAUUUAUGUACUAUGGGUUGGGGGGAGCUUGUGUGCCUAAUGAAGCUAAUUUUAUGUUGAAGGUUAUCGUUUUAAUUUCGAGAUGGUGAUGUUCCUUGAGGCACAUAAAUACCAUGAUCCAUUAGUCUUACACUUACGCUGUUAAUGAGCCGAACCGAGUCGAAUUUUGCCUUGUUCAUGUUCGGCUCGUUUAUAAACGAACCAAGCUCGAGCCCGACUCGUAUAUAAACUAGCCGAGUCGAGUCGAACACGAGCCAGCUCAUUUAUACAAUCUUGACACAUCAUUAAGAUCGAAAGUUCGGCUCGAGCUCAACUCGAAGAUAAUUUAUAAUAUAAAUACCCUAAUAUG